GCCGGGCGGCGAGGCCUCCCCGGCAGCUGCGCAGAGGGGCCGGGGGAGCCGGCGGGGAGGGCGGUGCAGGCCAAUGAGUUAAAGAGUCGCCGCCGCCGCUCGGGCAAGAGUCGCGCCACAACCACCCCGCCGAGUUUGGGGUUUUCCUUUCCUCUUUAUUCCCUUCUCCUCUCCCUCAUACCGACAGCCGCCCGGUCGCACUUCCCAGGCCGCCCCCACCCCCGCCAGCCUCCCUCCCGCCAGCCGUGCCUGUCCUGGGGCCGCCCGCACCAUGCCGUCUGUGCCGCUGCCGCCCAAGGAGAGCAACCUCUUCAAGCGGAUCCUGAAAUGUUACGAACAGAAACAGUACAAAAAUGGACUCAAGUUCUGCAAGAUGAUUCUCUCUAACCCAAAAUUUGCUGAACAUGGAGAAACGCUGGCCAUGAAAGGACUGACCUUGAACUGCUUAGGGAAGAAGGAAGAAGCAUAUGAAUUUGUUCGUAAAGGACUUCGUAAUGAUGUGAAGAGUCACGUCUGUUGGCAUGUCUAUGGUCUUCUGCAACGUUCUGAUAAGAAGUACGAUGAAGCCAUCAAGUGUUACCGGAAUGCACUCAAACUGGAUAAAGAUAAUCUACAGAUACUUAGAGAUCUCUCUCUGUUGCAGAUUCAGAUGAGAGAUUUAGAAGGGUAUAGAGAGACAAGGUACCAGCUUCUUCAGCUGCGCCCCACACAACGGGCUUCCUGGAUAGGAUAUGCCAUUGCAUACCACUUACUGAAAGACUAUGAUAUGGCCUUAAAACUACUUGAAGAAUUUAGAAAAACUCAACAGAUUCCACCCAAUAAAAUAGAUUAUGAAUAUAGUGAAUUGAUUUUAUAUCAAAAUCAAGUGAUGAGAGAGGCAGAUCUAUUUCAGGAGUCUUUAGAACAUAUAGAGACGUAUGAAAAGCAAAUAUGUGAUAAACUAAUAGUAGAAGAAAUUAAAGGAGAGAUGUUGUUGAAGUUGGGAAGGCUGAAAGAAGCUGGUGAAGUAUACAAAGAGUUAAUUGAGCGCAAUGCAGAGAACUGGUAUUAUUAUGAAGGCUUGGAAAAGGCACUGCAACCUAGCACUUUAGAAGAGAGGCUUCAGAUUUAUGAAGAAGUUAGUAAAAGACAUCCCAGAGCAGUUUCACCUAGAAGAUUACCUUUAAACUUUGUUUCAGGUGAAAAAUUUAGAGAACUAAUGGAUAAGUUCCUGAGGGUUAACUUCAGUAAAGGCUGCCCACCCUUGUUUACCACUUUGAAAUCUUUAUAUUACAAUCCAGAAAAGGUUUCUACAAUCCAAGAACUUGUUAUGGGUUAUGAAACCUCUUUGAAAACUUGUGACCUUUUUAGUACAUAUGAAAACGGAGAGAAAGAGCCCCCAACGACACUGCUUUGGGUUCAGUAUUUCCUGGCACAGCACUUUGACAAACUUGGCCAGUGUUCUUUGGCCUUGGAUUACAUUAAUGCUGCAAUUGCAAGCACUCCAACAUUAAUAGAACUGUUCUAUUUAAAAGCAAAAAUUUACAAGCAUGUAGGUAACCUCAAAGAAGCUGCCAAAUGGAUGGAUGAAGCACAGUCUUUGGAUACUGCAGACAGAUUUAUCAAUUCUAAGUGUGCUAAAUACAUGCUGCGAGCAAACAUGGUGAAGGAUGCUGAGGAGAUGUGCUCUAAAUUCACAAGAGAAGGAACUUCUGCUAUGGAAAAUCUAAACGAGAUGCAGUGCAUGUGGUUCCAGACUGAAUGUGCUGCAGCUUAUCAAAGACUGGGGAAGUAUGGUGAUGCCUUGAAAAAAUGCCAUGAAGUGGAAAGGCAUUUUUUUGAGAUAACAGAUGAUCAAUUUGACUUCCACACAUACUGCAUGAGAAAGAUGACUCUUCGUGCCUAUGUAGACCUUCUGAGAUUAGAAGAUGUGCUCAGGAAACAUGCCUUCUACUUCAAGGCUGCUAGAUCAGCAAUUGAAAUCUACUUGAAGCUCCAUGAUAAUCCUCUUACCAAUGAAAGCAAAGAACAGGAAGUUAAUUCAGAAAAUCUAUCUGCCAAAGAAUUGAAGAAAAUGCUUAGCAAGCAAAGGAGAGCACAGAAGAAAGCAAAACUUGAAGAGGAAAGAAAACAUGCAGAAAGAGAGCGACAACAAAAGAAUCAAAAGAAAAAGCGAGAUGAAGAGGAGGAGGAAACUAGUGGACCCAGGGAAGAGCUGGUUCCUGAAAAACUGGAAAGGGUAGAGAAUCCAUUAGAAGAAGCCAUUAAGUUCCUUACACCACUUAAGAAUCUUAUUGGAGAUGAAAUAGAAACACAUUUAUUAGCAUUUGAAAUAUACUUUAGAAAAGGAAAGUUUCUGUUAAUGUUACAGUCUGUCAAGAGAGCUUUUGCUAUCAACAGUAACAACCCGUGGCUACAUGAGUGCUUGAUUAAAUUCUCUAAAGCUGUCUCUGACCAUAGUAACCUCCCAGAAAUCGUGAGCAAGGUCCUAACUCAAGAAAUGCAGAAAAUCUUUGUUAAUAAAAACUUGGAAAGUUUUAAUGAAGAAUUUCUCAAACACAAUGCUACCUCCAUUCAGCACCAGCUGUCAGGUGCAAAAAUGAUGUAUUUCCUGGACAAAUCAAGACAAGAAAAAGCAAUUGCUGUUGCUACUAGAUUGGAUAAAAACAUGAGAGACAAAAAUGUGAAGACACUAACAAAGGUUUUUGAAGCACUGCUUGAUGGCAGUUUUGGAAGCUGCCACACUCAAUGUGAAGAAUAUCAAGCAGCAUGUCAUAAACUGUUUCCUUUUACAUCUGCCUUUAUGCCUGCCACGAACGAGGACGAUAGCAGCAUCACAUCUGUGAAUCAUACAGCCCUCAACCACGAUUUCCUGUCCAAUGAAAUCUGAAGCAGGCUGUGCAAGCCUCUGUGUGUGUAUACCUAAAUGCACACAUGCAUACAAAACUCUGACUCAUUACAUGCUGGCUCGAUACAGAUCAGGGUUACUUUUCCAGGUUGUAUUUUAAUAUCUUUAACAGGUAUAAAACAAAAUAUUUGGAUAGUUAUAUGAAAUGGAGUAUGCUAUUAGUUAUUUUUUUCCCCCCCCAACAAAAACUGCCAAUAUUUAUGUAAACAUUAUCUUUAAUCAGCAUUUUCAUGUUUAUACUUGUACAGUUUUAAGUCUUUUAAUAAUCCAUCAGCCCUCUCACACAAAAAAAAAUACAGGUGUUAAAGAUGGCUUUGACAGAAAUGUUGUUACAUAUGCAGAUAAAUGUGAUCAUAUCUUGUUAAUAAAUUAUCAUUUGAGUGGUUUUAGCAGAUUAUGGCUGAACUGCUGCUUGAA
Messenger RNA from Pogoniulus pusillus (Red-fronted tinkerbird), 3304 nucleotides. RefSeq names its product N-alpha-acetyltransferase 16, NatA auxiliary subunit (gene NAA16). The record is from RefSeq and is a predicted model, not a curated record. Lineage: Eukaryota; Metazoa; Chordata; Aves; Piciformes; Lybiidae. The transcript has 20 exons. The coding region runs from base 272 to 2869 and encodes 865 amino acids. Gene Ontology annotation, cellular component: cytoplasm; NatA complex. Gene Ontology annotation, molecular function: protein binding. Gene Ontology annotation, biological process: N-terminal peptidyl-methionine acetylation.